Messenger RNA from Didymodactylos carnosus, 1242 nucleotides. NCBI's taxonomy places the organism in Eukaryota, Metazoa, Rotifera, Eurotatoria, Philodinida, Philodinidae. The record is from the annotation of a GenBank genome assembly.
AUGACAUUUUUCUUGUAUAAAUUUCAUCGUAAACCAUCAUCACUAUUAAAAGAGUUACCUGGUGUAUCUAUCAUCAAACCAUUGACGUGUGUUGAUAGUAAUCUAGCAGAAAAUUUAAAAACAUUUUUUCAAUUUAAAUAUCCAAGAUACGAACUUCUAUUUUGUGUACAAGAACCGGCUCCACAUGUCAUAGAUAUAGUUAAAAAAUUACAGCAACAAUAUCCUCAUAUUGACUCGCAAUUAUUUAUUGGUUCUCAAAGUGAAAAAUCUACGAUUAGUGUCAUAGUUAAAAAUCCUAAAAUAUUCAAUAUGCUUUCCGCUUAUGAUAAAGCAAAAUAUCCUUUAUUUCUUAUAUCUGAUAGUGGUUUAAAAAUGAAUGAAAAUACGUUACAUGAUAUGGUAGAGUGUAUGACAGACAAUGUUGGUCUUGUACAUCAAAUGCCAUUUACUUGUGAUAGAAAAGGAUUUGCUGCUUCUGUAGAAAAAGUAUAUUUUGGUACUCAACACGCUCGAAUGUAUAUGACAAUCAAUUUAAUUGGUAUCAAUUGUGUAACGGGAAUGUCAUGUUUGAUUCGAAAAGAUGCUAUUGAUAGAGUAGGAGGAUUAAGAGCAUUUGGAGAUUAUAUUGCCGAAGAUUUUUAUUUAGCAUCUGAAGUAGCAAAACAAGGUUGGAAAAUUCGAGUAUCACCAGCGCCCGCUCUCCAGAAUGGCGGUGAAUAUAGUGUUGGAACAUGGAUGGAUCGAAUGAUUCGUUGGUGUAAACUACGAAUGAGACUGUCUCCCUUAGCCUAUUUGGAACCAUUUCAAGAAUGUUUAUCAUCCGCAUUACUUGCUGGAAUAGUGACCAAUUAUUUAUUUGAAUGGAAUUCUCUUGUUGUGACAGCAUGCCAUAUACUUAUUUGGUUUAUAUUAGACUACUUAAUGUUAAGAAUUACACAGGGUGGUCCAUUACCAUUUUCCAAAUUUGAAUUUGCUAUUGCUUGGAUGGUCCGUGAGAUAGCAGCAUUUUACAUCUACUUUAAAGCAUUUACCGGCCCAUCGACAAUAAUCUGGCGUGGAACCGAGUACAGAUUGGGCCCGGGUACUCGUGCCGAAGAACUCAAAACAUUAACUUCAGUACCGAAUCAGCAGUCAUCUGAUUCUUCUUUAAUAUCAUUAUCGACUUCAUCUUUGUCAACUAAUUCUACUUGUACUACCAUAGACGAUUCUAAAUUACAAUCACAACAGUUACAGAUUGUUUAA